AUGCAGGAAGGAUUUUGGUAUCAUCAUGCUGAGGCAACAUAUUUGAUGCUUGUUUAUUGGAUUCCUCAUGAAAUUCCUCAUACUUUUCCUGCUUAUGCUUCUCAUCGUAUUGGUAUUGGUGCUUUCGUCCUCAACCAAGACGGACAGGUACUGGUAGUUAAAGAGAAAUCUGGAGAUAUGACUGGGACUUGGAAGCUUCCUACUGGUGUUGUUGAUGAGGGGGAGGAUAUAUGUAUGGCAGCCGUUAGAGAAGUGAAAGAAGAGACAGGAAUUGAGACAGAAUUUGUUGAACUCCUUGCCUUUAGACAAAGUCACAAAUCAUUCUUUGGAAAAUCUGAUUUGUUCUUCAUAUGCAUGCUGAAACCACUUAAUUUCACUAUCAACAAGCAAGAUGCUGAGAUUGAGGAAGCUAAGUGGAUGCCAAUGGAAGAAUAUGCAAGUAAAUCAAAGGUGAACCAAAGUGAACUCUCUAAAAUGAUAGCCAAUAUAUGUGUAGCCAAGAAAGAGGAACAGUACACUGGCUUCUCUGCUAUUCUUACUACUACUGGACAUUCUGCCAAGAAGUGCUAUUUAUACUCUAAUAACAUAUAGUAUAAGAUACUCAUAAUAAUUAAAAUUAUAUUUUAUGCAUAUGUUUGCAAUAAGAAUAAUGUUGUAAUAAGAUUUUUCCAUUUGGAAGAAUUAAAUUAUAGACUAAGAUUCUAGUUUGAAUAUCAUAUAUAAUGUUUUGGCAAUAUAUAAGCCAUAUUGAUAAUUGGUACUUGGAUAUGUUUGAAGUAAUUGAUGUAUGAUUUCCACU
Molecule: messenger RNA, 799 nt
Organism: Solanum stenotomum
Lineage: Eukaryota; Viridiplantae; Streptophyta; Magnoliopsida; Solanales; Solanaceae
Product: nudix hydrolase 2-like
Exons: 6
Coding region: 1-591 (196 amino acids)
Molecular function (GO): NADH pyrophosphatase activity; NAD binding; ADP-ribose diphosphatase activity
Source: RefSeq, a predicted model, not a curated record